Molecule: messenger RNA, 1350 nt
Organism: Talaromyces stipitatus ATCC 10500
Lineage: Eukaryota; Fungi; Ascomycota; Eurotiomycetes; Eurotiales; Trichocomaceae
Product: sugar transporter, putative
Exons: 5
Coding region: 1-1350 (449 amino acids)
Biological process (GO): carbohydrate transport; transmembrane transport
Cellular component (GO): membrane
Molecular function (GO): carbohydrate:proton symporter activity
Source: RefSeq, a predicted model, not a curated record
AUGUCAACCUAUGGCAUACUAUCUCUGGAAUCAAGCGAUAUCUGCCUGAAACUGGACCUUGCUAUCAUGCAAGUCGAGAAUUUACCCUUCAUCCGUCACUUCACAUGGAGACUGGCUGUGUGCUCCAUCCUGAUGAGUCUGAGUGUCUUCAACUUCGGUAUGGAAAAUGUUGCAUAUAGCACUAUACAAGCUAUGGACAGAUCUUUUCAAAGACGGUUCGGAUCAUACAAUCCCAAAACACACAAGCACUUCUUUACAGCAACACAACUUAGUCUACUAAAUAGCUUGCCGCGGAUUACUUUCGCAGCGGGAGUUGUAUUGGGAGGAUUUACCGGUGAAAGCUUCGGUCGUCGUCUGGUCAUAUUCUUGAUGUUGUUUAUCUGCUUGAUUGGAGUUAUCAUUUCUUACUGUGCCAAAAGCUAUGCGCAAGUUCUAGCAGGUUGUUUGCUUGUGCAAGGCUACGCUGGCAUGGAAGGGUAUGUAGUGCCCAUGUUCCAAGCUGAGAUUGCGCCUGCUUCAGUGCGCGGCGCGGUGGUGAUUAGCUACAUCUUCAAUCAUGUGUUUGGCUCUGUCAUUAUGUCGUGUAUUACAUAUCGCACUUCCAGACUGGAGAUUGACUACAACUGGAAUAUCCCCAUUGCAGUUAUCUCUAAUCCGGACUAUGCACCGGAGGUAGAUCUCGCGCUUAUGAAAGAGUCAUUGGCGAUGGAAGUCGAAAAGGGGAGUUGGCGCGAUAUAGUCAGAGGGACGAAUUUACGUCGAACAACUAUCGUUGUCAUUGUUCAGUGUCUCAAUCAGCUCACGGGGCAGGCAUUCGCAACUCAAUACGGGGUUGUGUUCAUUAGGACCUUGGGGACUAUAGAUCCAUACAAGUUCACGCUGAUUUCCCACGCUAUCCAUGUACUGGGGCCGCUCCUGACCUUCUUCCUCGUGGGCAGAAUUGGUCGUCGUCGAAUGUACCUUAUUUUCAGUUCUUUAUGCAGUGCAACCUUAACCACCAUAAGCGGCUUAGGUUUGGGAAUAGUCAAUUUCCAACAAGAAGCCGGGAUCGUAGCAAUGACAAUCUUAUAUUCGUUCUUCUUCUCCUUCUCCUUCGGUGGAAUGGGCCCCGGGACUGGCUCCAAGAUACCAGUUCUUCGACUACUCGACAAGUCUGCAGUAGUUGGCUGGUUGUUCCAGAACAUCUUCGCCUUUGUGGUCAGCUUCACCGUACCGUAUCUCAUUGAUAUUGAUUACGGCAACCUUCACUUAAAACUUGGCUUUGUAUACGGUACUAUCGGCUUCCUAGGUUUGAUGUGGGCUUAUUUCUACUUUCCGGAGCUUAUGGGCCGCCCGCUUGAGGAGAGUUGA